Molecule: messenger RNA, 638 nt
Organism: Sardina pilchardus (European sardine)
Lineage: Eukaryota; Metazoa; Chordata; Actinopteri; Clupeiformes; Clupeidae
Exons: 10
Coding region: 15-638 (207 amino acids)
Source: RefSeq, a predicted model, not a curated record
AGUACUGACUUACCAUGGAGCAUAACUGGAAGGUUGUGGAGUUCGCAGACAAAGGGACAGCAGUUGUCCCACAUUCCUGGGAGAGUCUGGGCACAUGUGCGUGGCCCCCUCGUGAUGUGGCCAAGGCGACAAGACAGCGAACACUGCCCGCCAUAGGCUGGCAGAUCUUUAAGGAUGUCCGUUGCCUUGCCAUUUGUGACACCUAUGAGAAGGCUUGUCAACGCCUGAAAAAAACAACAGACCCGGACUGUGCAACAUCUGAUAUAGAUACAGAACCGGAAACUGUGUAUCCAAAAAAAAGAAAACUGAAGCCUAAUCGCAAAUACAGUCCGAACCUGUAUGAAGAGGAUCGGGAAGCAUUUCAGAAGCGGCCGGACAUUAUAUCUCCUGAUGUUCGCAACAGCUACAGGGCAGCGGCAGAUGUGCUUAACUGGGAAGAGGAUGACACUCCUCGUGCAACCAACAUGAUGUUAGACUCACCUCAUUCAAGCCACACAGUGCUGGACACUCAUCGUGCAACCAACAUGAUGUCAGACACUCAUCGUGCAACCAACAUGGUGUCAGACACUCAUCGUGCAACCAACAUGAUGUCAGACACUCAUCGUGCAACCAACAUGAUGUCAGGUAAGUCACGGUGA